CAACCACAAAACAGCAGGGCUCUGAUUUACGAUUUAAAUACCCAGUCGCCUCUUCCAUUUUCACCCCCACUCCCCCCAACUCAUCCUCUCAUCGAUCACUCCGCAAUCUCUCUGCGUGGCACAUUGUUCAUGCUCCAGGAACUACCCUCAUCUGUGAUUCUCUGUUCCAGAUCUCAGGUCAAUCCCUUUGACUAUAUCAUCAUUUGUCGAUUCGGAUUCUGAGUUCUUAAUUCGUUUCAUAAAAAAUCAGAUCUUGGUUUUGUGUAUUCUGUUGUAUUCCUAGCUGUGUUUUGAUUUCAGAGUGUUGAUUGGAAUUGCAUUUCUGCCAAGAUGAGUGAGGUUACAGAAGUCAAACCCUUGAUUUCACAAUCUUCCUCUAGAAAACUUCCCGAUUUCAAGAAAUCUGUGAAGCUUAAGUAUGUAAAACUGGGGUAUCACUAUCUUAUAACCCAUGGAAUGUACCUUUGCUUGUCUCCUCUUGUUGUUGUUCUUGCUGCUCAACUGUCAACUUUUUCGCUCCAAGAUGUUUAUGUUCUUUGGGACCAUCUUAGAUUCAAUCUCAUAUCGGUCGUUGUAUGUUCGACCCUUUUGGUCUUUUUGUCUACCCUUUAUUUCCUAACUCGUCCUAGCCCGGUUUACCUUGUCAACUUUUCGUGUUAUAAACCCGAAGAAGAGCGAAAAUGCACCAGGCAGAUCUUUAUGGAGAGAUCAACUGCAACUGGUUCAUUCACUGAGAAUAGUCUUGAGUUUCAGAGAAAGAUUCUUGAAAGGUCGGGUCUUGGUGAGUCAACUUACCUUCCGGAAGCUGUUCUUAGAGUACCUCCAAAUCCUUGCAUGGAAGAAGCAAGAAAAGAGGCUGAGCUUGUAAUGUUUGGUGCCAUUGAUGAACUCUUAGCAAAAACAUCUGUGAAACCAAAAGACAUAGGGAUUUUAAUCGUCAAUUGUAGUUUAUUCAAUCCAACCCCUUCAUUAGCUUCGAUGAUUGUCAACCAUUACAAACUUAGAGGCAACAUUCUUAGCUUCAAUCUUGGUGGAAUGGGUUGUAGUGCUGGUUUAGUCGCCAUUGAUCUUGCUAAAGAUCUUCUUCAAGUCCACCCCAAUUCAUAUGCGUUGGUAAUGAGCAUGGAAAACAUCACAUUGAAUUGGUAUUUCGGGAAUGAAAGAUCUAUGCUUGUUUCAAAUUGUUUGUUCCGAAUGGGAGGUGCUGCAAUUUUACUCUCGAACAAGACCUCUGACCGAAAAAGGUCAAAGUACCAACUGGUCCACACGGUUAGAACACACAAAGGUUCAGAUGAUAAAUGCUUUUCUUGUGUCACUCAAUUAGAGGAUCCAGUCGGGAAAGUUGGAGUUGCAUUGUCAAAAGAUCUAAUGGGAGUAGCUGGUGAUGCGUUAAAGACUAACAUCACCACAUUAGGACCGCUCGUGUUGCCCAUGUCAGAACAGUUGCUUUUCUUUGCAACUUUAGUCGGGAAAAAGCUAUUUAGGAUGAAGAUUAAGCCAUAUAUCCCAGAUUUUAAGCUUGCUUUUGAGCAUUUUUGCAUUCAUGCUGGUGGGAGAGCUGUUCUGGAUGAAAUCGAAAAGAAUCUGCAGCUUUCAGAUUGGCAUAUGGAGCCAUCAAGAAUGACACUUAAUCGAUUUGGCAACACUUCAAGUAGUUCUCCUUGGUACGAAUUGGCUUAUUCGGAAGCAAAAGGGAGGAUCAAGAAAGGAGAUAGAGCUUGGCAAAUAGCUUUUGGAUCUGGAUUUAAGUGCAACAGUGCUGUUUGGAAGGCUUUAAAGACCGUCAAUCCAGCAAAAGAGAAGAGCCCUUGGAUUGGUGAGAUUGAUCAGUUCCCUGUAGAUGUUCCAAAGUUUUCUGCCAUAUAAGCUGAAUUAAGUCUUAAUAUUUUUUUUCCAAUUUCUAAGUUCUUAUUCAUGGAAUUUUCUUGAUUUUGAAUUAGGGGUCAAUGAUUCUAUUUCUUUAAUUGUACUGGGAUUACAUCUUCUUUAUCAAGGGAUGUUAUAUUUUUUCAAGAACAUCUUUAAGAGCUUGUGUUGUGAUUC
Cynara cardunculus var. scolymus (artichoke) is the source of this 2043-nucleotide messenger RNA. Its product is annotated as 3-ketoacyl-CoA synthase 11-like. The transcript has 2 exons. Gene Ontology annotation, biological process: fatty acid biosynthetic process. Gene Ontology annotation, molecular function: acyltransferase activity, transferring groups other than amino-acyl groups. The coding region runs from base 331 to 1866 and encodes 511 amino acids. Lineage: Eukaryota; Viridiplantae; Streptophyta; Magnoliopsida; Asterales; Asteraceae. The record is from RefSeq and is a predicted model, not a curated record. Gene Ontology annotation, cellular component: membrane.